CUUCACGACAACAAACACCACCUCCUGCUUUGCGCCACCGGCUCCGUCGCAACGAUCAAACUCCCACUCAUAAUCACCACCCUCCUCACCCGCCAUACUUCCUCCUCCCUCUCCAUCCGAAUCCUCCUCACUCCCUCCGCAGCCCAAUUCCUCCAAUCCCAAUCCCCCGAACAGCCCUCCCUGUCCGCCCUCGCCGCGAUCCCCGGUGUCGACGGAAUCUACCUCGACGCCGACGAAUGGCGGCGCCCAUGGACCCGCGGGGCGAGCAUCCUGCACAUCGAACUCCGCCGCUGGGCGGAUCUCAUGGUCAUCGCGCCUCUGUCCGCGAAUAGCCUCGCGAAGGUCGCGGGCGGGAUGGCGGAGGGAUUGGUGGCGAGUGUGGUGCGCGCGUGGGAUUCAACGGGUGAGAUUGAUGGGCCGAGGGAACUUAGAAUUGUGGUUGCGCCGGCGAUGAAUACGGCUAUGUGGGAGCAUCCGGUGACGAGGAAGCAUUUGGCGGUCUUGGAGGGGGAGUGGGGAGUCGCGAACGGAGGGUGGAUUGAGGUCCUCAGGCCGGUGGAAAAGACGUUGGCGUGUGGGGAUACGGGGAGUGGAGCAAUGAGAGAGUGGAAGCAGAUCGUUGAUGUGAUUGAACAGCGAUUGGGAUUG
Molecule: messenger RNA, 648 nt
Organism: Dissoconium aciculare CBS 342.82
Lineage: Eukaryota; Fungi; Ascomycota; Dothideomycetes; Mycosphaerellales; Dissoconiaceae
Product: flavo protein
Exons: 2
Biological process (GO): coenzyme A biosynthetic process
Cellular component (GO): phosphopantothenoylcysteine decarboxylase complex
Molecular function (GO): FMN binding; phosphopantothenoylcysteine decarboxylase activity
Source: RefSeq, a predicted model, not a curated record